Molecule: messenger RNA, 2805 nt
Organism: Theileria orientalis strain Shintoku
Lineage: Eukaryota; Apicomplexa; Aconoidasida; Piroplasmida; Theileriidae
Exons: 11
Coding region: 1-2805 (934 amino acids)
Source: RefSeq, a predicted model, not a curated record
AUGAGUCCUUCCGCUUAUAUUGAGGCUUAUAAAAGCAUUCGGAAAGUACUAACUUCGUCCGUAAAUAACGCAACUAACUUUUGUAACACACUGUCCAACUUGAGUACCGAUAAAUCCAAGAGGUUAAUAAUAAAUUCGGCAGAUUCCAUUUUUGAUGGAAUCAAAAUACAGGAAACGAUAGGGGAAAAACAUGAAAAACACAAAUUCUAUUUCGCAAAUUCUCUAGCAAAGAUACCUAAAGCCGUUUUUUUACCGAGAUGUGCACAGGAUGAUUCCAGUUCGUGUAAUCUGCCCAGUAUAUUGGAAACGACACUCAAUCAAAUCGGAGACUCAGACAAGUUUCACUCUAAAGUUAACCUAUUUCUGCUUCAAUUGAGGGACACAGCAAAUUACUUGUCAGAAAAUCAGCUACAGGAUAACUACGGGCCCUUGAGACCCUUCCUCGUCGAUUACCUGAAGAAGUACCAAGAGUCCCUGAUUGCCUGCGAAUAUCUGAAGAAGCCGAAGAAGUUGCACUACUGUUUGACGCUGAUGGAAGUUUUAAAGUGUUUUUCAAUUGAUUCGCAGGAUUUACCGCAGACGGUAAAAAUCAUCCUCAAAGAUUCACCUGAACUGGUAAAAGCAGUACCAUUACAAACAUUUCGUUACAUAUCAAAGUUGGUUUUGGACAGCGACGCAGAAAAUCUGUUCAACGAGAGAAUGAAGUCUAUCGCAUACGAAAGCCUGAGCAGUCUCAUAAAGCACCUUGGAGUAGUGUUCAUCAAGUUUGAGAACAAGGUGGACCUGGAGACGUAUCUGAGCGCAGUGACGCACAAAAUGAAGAUUGAAACCUGCAGUAAGGAGGACAUUAUGGAGUUGCUGAGGAGUUUGAAGGUACUGGGCGCUCGCCACAGGGAUGAGGACCUGGCAAAUCUAACGAGCUCACUGCUGGAGUUGAUAUAUCCAAGGGUGUCAAAUAAAUCUGUGGCCACUGGAUCGGAAUAUGAAGUUGACAAGAACGACAUAGUGCUGAUAUUUGAGACCUAUAUGAAGAUUACGACGAAAAGCACCUUUAGUAAAAACUGCCACGAAGCACUAGUUAACUACGUACUGGAUAACAAGUUCGCGUUCACUAGCACGCAACUUAUAAGAAUGGCUUACAGUAUUGGCACGAGCGGCAGUAGCAUGUCAAAAGUGCUGGUGAAGAACGAGUACGUGCACAUGAGUGAAGUGGCAAACAGGCUUGUAAAUCACCUGCUGAGUCAACUGAGCACGCUGGAGUUCAACGACCUGUGCCUGGUUUUGUACGCGUACCCGCUGAGUGACUACUUCAGGCUUUACCACAUACUGGCAAACUAUUCAGCAGAAAACACAAAGUUGCCAUCAAGCGACAACUACGAUGAAGUCAGAGACAAGGUCAUGGGCAUAGUGAAGCGUAGGAUAGUACAGAACUUGGAUAGCAAUAACGCAAACAAUGGAAUAUACACAAAGCAAGUAGCAGACUCAUUGUUGUUUAAGGAUUAUGACUUUCAUGAGUACUUUUCGGCCGAUAUAAAGAGUAUUAUUCACUCGCUGACCAAGAAUCAGAUUUUGGAAAUAGUGACAACGAACAACGAAAACAGGAAUUUGAAUACUGAGGUUUUAAAUUUAAUGCUUGAUAAACUGAGUUACAAUCUGGACAAUAUAAAUAAGUUGGAAGUGUUGAACAACUUGGCUGAAAAGAACAAUUUGGUGAAACUGACAACAAUGUGUAGCGAUGUUGAGUUGCUGUUGCAGUGUGCAAACAAAUUUGACGUAUUCCACCCGAAUAUAUUUCCGUUGUUGAACUACUCGUACGAUUUGAACAUAUCGAACGCACAAAAUCAGGUUAUAAUUAAUAUGCUGACGUGCCUGAAGAACCUUAAGAUUAGACAUGAGCCGUUGAUUAAGAAGUUUACAGACAAGCUUUUGAACAGUUUUAAGAGCUCUAGCAAUUACUACAUACCGGAUUUGAUAGCAGUUACCGAGGCGCUGUCGUCACUGUGCAUACCAUACAACGACCUGUACAUGUACCUAAUGAACUACCUGUCAGUGAAUGCAGCAACUGAUUCGGAAACUGUGACGAAAGGUAGAGAGUACAAGGAAAAGGUAAACAGUUUCAGUAGCCUGAGCCUGAAGGAUAAAAUAAGUCUGCUCUACUCGAUAGCAAACUUUGGAAUAGUGGAUCACAAUUUGAAGAAUUUGUACAUAUCAGUGAUCAAUGAAAUGUACGAGCGAGAGUCAAAUGAGUCAGAAAAUGGAAAGGAAGGAGAUGAAAGCAUGGAUCUUACGAAGGGCAGUAAGCUGAAGGACUCGGAAACACUCCUGAAGCUGUACGAAGUGCACAUUGACCUGGUCCUGAACAACAUAUAUAGCGACGAGGCGGACGCGAUCAGUAAGAAGCUGAAGCACCCAUCAAGUCUAUGGUUCACGCGCGAGGAGUUGAAAUCGCAGAACUUCAAGAAGUCGAACCUGUACAUAACAGUCAGGGACGCUUUGAACGCAUUGGAUGUUAAGUCCGAGUCUGCAGUCACUGAAAUAUACUUCUGUAACUUCUUAGUCAGAGACGGAGACAAGUCCACAGUGAUCUACGUGGUACCAAACGAGGACGUGCUGAGGUUUUGGACCACCAACUUGGAGACGAGGUCGCUGGAGCCGUGUCCAACGCUAUGCAUAGGCAACUCGCAAAAGAUCAUCAGGAACCUGAAGCUGCUGGGAUACCAGGUGGCAGAGCUGCAGCAGGCGAAGUGGUACUCGCUUCAGUCGGACCGAGUCGCAUAUCUGAGGCAGCUGCUGUGCUCAAGUUAA